AUGCUGAUUGCUUCAAUAGGAAAGGAUAAGAAAAGAAUCAAAAUCGACAACAUUAAACAGAAUGGAGAAAAAAACAAAAUGGGUGCAUUGCUAAGUAUGGUAAAAAGUAAAGAAUAUCACUUGGGAGCUAUGAAUGGCGAUAUGCAACUCACAAACAAAUUUGAAGUUGUCACAGAUGUUACAGGUUGGGGUGAUAGAGAUGACUCUUUCAGAAAACUCCAAAAUGGAGGAAUUUUUUGGGUCAGAGCACCACAAGAUAAAGGAGAUAAACUUGUGAUAUCUGAAUUUAAUGGAAUUGAUGAUGGGGAUAAUGUUGAUUUUAAUUAUAUGGAAACCAUUGCAUUGGUAAUUGGAUUACUGAUAUUGUUGUUGUAA
Entamoeba invadens IP1 is the source of this 375-nucleotide messenger RNA. RefSeq lists its product as hypothetical. The record is from RefSeq and is a predicted model, not a curated record. Lineage: Eukaryota; Evosea; Mastigamoebida; Endamoebidae. Bases 1 to 375 code for a protein of 124 amino acids. The transcript has 2 exons.